GUGAUGUGAUCACGAGGAGAUCAACAAUCUUGGCAGUCAUGCGCUAAUUUCGUACUUAAGGCAGGGAUUUGUUCAUCUGCAGAAGGGGGUUAUUAAUCUAGCCAGCAAUUUGUGUGAAAAGAAUGUAUUUAGGAGGUAGGAUUAUCAUUCUUUCAAAAGUAGAUUUCAGACACUCUUAAAGAAUCUCAGUUAUACUGACAUCAGUUACACUGGCUUAAUUAUGAGAAGGGAUCACUCCCUUAAACCUUAAAUUAAUAACACGUUACUUUAACUAAAAUAAUAAUUUACUUAAGCGUAAUUUAUCAAACAUACAGUAAACAGGGAUAUUUUGUAAAUCUGAUUUAGCUGUUGUGUUUGCAUAGGCUAUCGUCAUUAAAGACAGUAAGGACUGUAAGUGUAAACAAAGAUAGGCGGGGACACUUACUUUUUUCGCAGGGAUGUGGAAGUAUUGGUUUUUGGCUGUCUUGUGCGGCGUUGUACGCUCCCAGUUUCCUAGAGAAUGUGUAACCCCAGAGACACUUCGCAGUGGAGAGUGCUGUCCGUCUCCAACUGGGGUACCGAAUGACAGCUGUGGGUCUAGCACAGGACGAGGACAGUGUGUAGCAAUAAAUGCAGACAGUCGACCACACGGACCACAGUAUCCACACGAUGGACUCGACGACCGUGAACGCUGGCCCCUUAGGUUCUUCAAUCGUAGCUGUCAGUGCAAUGGGAACUUCUCGGGUUAUAACUGCGGACGAUGUAAGCAUGGGUUUACCGGAAUAGACUGCGACCAGCGUACCCCUAUAGUUAGGAGAAAUAUUAUGGAAAUGAACACAGAUGAAAAAAGAUUUUUUGUGAAUGCAUUAAACCAAGCCAAGGGUACAGUACACCCCAACCUGGUCAUUGCAACCAGACGCUAUCAGGAGAUCUUUGGACCGGAUGGCAACACUGUGCAGUUUGAGAAUAUCACCAUAUACAACUUUUUUGUGUGGUCACACUAUUAUUCUGUCAGCAAAACAUUCCUUGGAGCUGGACAGCAGAGUUUUGGAGGAGUAGAUUUUUCCCAUGAGGGUCCUGGGUUUCUUACCUGGCACAGGUAUCACCUGCUACAGCUUGAGAUGGACAUGCAGGAUAUGCUUCAAGAUCCGUCCUUUGCUCUUCCUUACUGGAACUUUGCCAUUGGUGGAAACAACUGUGACAUCUGCACAGACGAAUUAUUUGGAGCAAGAAGUAACUUUGACCCAAACCUGAUCAGUUCUAACUCUGUAUUCUCGCAGUGGAGAGUUAUUUGUGAAAGUGUUGAUGACUAUGACACUCUUGGAACUAUAUGUAACAGCACUGAAAGUAGUCAAAUCAGAAGAAACCCUGCUGGGAAUGUUGCCAGACCAAUGGUACAACGCCUACCUGAGCCUCAGGAUGUCAUUCAAUGUCUAGAAGUCAAUAUCUUUGACACUCCACCCUUCUAUUCCACUUCAUCAGAGAGCUUCAGGAACACAGUGGAAGGUUAUAGCGCACCUUCUGGAACAUACGACCCAAUUGUACGCAGUUUGCAUAACCUAGCACACCUUUUCUUGAAUGGCACUGGAGGACAGACACAUCUUUCACCAAAUGAUCCCAUAUUCAUCUUGUUGCACACAUUUACUGAUGCUAUAUUUGAUGAGUGGCUGAGAAGACAUAGCCCUGAUGUUUCAGUUUACCCUUUAGAAAAUGCUCCAAUUGGUCACAACAGACAAUAUAAUAUGGUCCCAUUCUGGCCUCCAGUUACCAAUGCUGAAAUGUUUGCUGCAGCUCCUGAUAAGCUUGGGUAUUCGUAUGAGGUUCAAUGGCCAAGUCGUCCUUACAGCCUCACGGAGAUAAUAACCAUUGCAGUGGUGGCCGCUCUGAUUGUAGUCGCCAUCAUUUUUGCUGCCACCACCUGUGCUGUUCGUGCAAGAUCACAUAGUCAUGGCAGAAAUGAAUCUCGGCAGCCACUGCUCGGAGAGCACUAUCAGCGCUACUCUGAGGACCAUGAGAGAAUCCAAGAUAAAACCCAGUCUGUAGUUUAAGUUACAAGCAACAGGCUUGUAAGCUUUGUAAUUAUUCGCUUGAAAGUUUUCUUUUGAAAAAAAACUUUUUUUUUUCCAGACCUAUCUCUAUGGUAACAUGGAAGUAGUUUUUCACUCCUUAAAGAAAAAAAAAACAUGUACGUGUGACUUUCUUGGUAAGAUGAAAAAACAGGUGGUCCAUACAUAGCAAUAUCACUAAUCAAAGGUGUAAUGACCAAAAUUAAAAUUGAACCUCCAAACAUCC
This is a messenger RNA of Lepisosteus oculatus (spotted gar), 2271 nucleotides long. RefSeq names its product 5,6-dihydroxyindole-2-carboxylic acid oxidase. Gene Ontology annotation, biological process: melanocyte differentiation; melanosome organization. Gene Ontology annotation, cellular component: melanosome. The record is from RefSeq and is a predicted model, not a curated record. NCBI's taxonomy places the organism in Eukaryota, Metazoa, Chordata, Actinopteri, Semionotiformes, Lepisosteidae. Gene Ontology annotation, molecular function: oxidoreductase activity.